This is a messenger RNA of Raphanus sativus (radish), 1074 nucleotides long. RefSeq lists its product as uncharacterized. The transcript is spliced from 2 exons. The record is from RefSeq and is a predicted model, not a curated record. The coding region runs from base 1 to 969 and encodes 322 amino acids. Lineage: Eukaryota; Viridiplantae; Streptophyta; Magnoliopsida; Brassicales; Brassicaceae.
AUGGAAGAAUCACAACAAGAACCACAAGAACGUGGAAAAGGUUCUUAUGUUCAAUGGAGUCUUCAAGAAAAUAAAACUUUGAUAAAUCUACUUUUAGAUUGUGUUGCUGCAGGAUUACGUGAUAGUAAUGGUUUAUUCAGCAAAUUCACAGUGGAGAGAAGAAUCUUACCUACUCUCAAUCAAAUGCAUGGGAGCACCAAAACUUUUCAACACUACUCAAACAGAAUGAAGAUUUUGAAAACAAAGUAUUUAAAUGCUGCUGAACUUCUUCGAUUUAGUUCUGGGUUUGGAUGGGAUUCAACCACAAAACGGUUUACGGCUCCAGAUGAAGUGUGGGCUGAAUAUAUAAAGGCACAUCCAAAUUACAAAAAAUUUCGUGAUGAAACCUUCGAAGAAUUUGAUGAUCUCAAAAUUAUAUUCGAAAGGAAUUUAGCAACUGGCAGAAACGCGAUUGGAUUAGGUGAUACCACUGAUGCUCGAACAACUGGAAUUGCGGAAACAGAAAAGGAACGUCCAAAUUAUGGUGAAGAAUUUCCUUUUAAUGCUCCAGAAAAUUAUGAAUCACAAUCAUCUUUUUUUGGCAGUCCUUCAAAUGAUACUGUGGAAAAACUCCCAGUAAGAAAGAGGCAGAGAACUAAUUUUCUCUACAAAGCUGAUGAUCCAUCCAUUCAAAAAGAAGGUGUAGAAGAAGCUAGCACAGGAAUUAACGCCUUGACAACGAUCACUCAGAAACUCUUCAACUUGAUAGAAGAAAGAGAAUCAAGACAAAAACAAGAAGCUGAACAAAGAGAAGCAGAAAAGAAAAAGAAUAAUCUAUGGGAAGCUAUCAAAGAAGUUUCUGAUUUGGAAGACCAUGUACGUCAUGAUACGGUUAAAAUGAUUCAUCAACUAGGAAUGAAAGAUGUAUUCAUUAGUAUGUCCAUUGAUGAACGCUAUGGUUGGAUUAAACAUAAUGUCAUAGGGUUUUGAAUUCGUUAUUAUUUCAUACGUUGGGUUUUAUUUAUUUUUAUCAUCUGAUGUUGGCUUUAAUUAUCUCUAGGGUUUUUUGCUAUGAUUAUAGUAUGGGCUUUUGCA